Oreochromis aureus is the source of this 769-nucleotide messenger RNA. RefSeq names its product HLA class II histocompatibility antigen, DR alpha chain-like. Gene Ontology annotation, cellular component: MHC class II protein complex; membrane. Bases 1 to 720 code for a protein of 239 amino acids. The transcript is spliced from 4 exons. NCBI's taxonomy places the organism in Eukaryota, Metazoa, Chordata, Actinopteri, Cichliformes, Cichlidae. Gene Ontology annotation, biological process: peptide antigen assembly with MHC class II protein complex; positive regulation of T cell activation; immune response. Gene Ontology annotation, molecular function: MHC class II protein complex binding. The record is from RefSeq and is a predicted model, not a curated record.
AUGAAAAUGAAGGAGCUGCUCCUCUUCCUCUCCUGUGUCCUCUGUGUCUCUGCUGAUGCUCUGCACAGUGACAUUGCUGUCGGUGGCUGUUCAGAGUCUGAUGAAGAGAACAUGUAUGGACUGGAUGGUGAAGAGGUUGCCUACGCAGACUUCAACAAAAAGGAGGAAAUCUACCCUCAGCCUCCUUUUAUUGAUCCUAUCAGUUAUGGGGAAGAAGCUUAUAAAUCAUCUGUGGUUUUUCAAAAGACCUGCAGAGAGAUCAUAAAGCUUUGUGGUAAAGGCAUGAAGGACUUCCCUCCAGAACAGGAUGCUCCUUCAGCUGUGAUGAUCUACACCAGAGAUGAGGUGGAGUUUGGAGAGAAUAACACUCUGAUCUGUCAUGUGACUGGUUUCUAUCCUGCCCCUGUCAACGUCUCCUGGACCAAGAACGGACAGAAGGUCACAGGAUCCAGCAUCAAUGUUCCCUAUCCCAACAAAGAUGGGACCUUCACCCAGAUCUCCAGACUUCAGUUCACCCCACAGCUGGGAGACAUCUACAGCUGUGCAGUGCAACAUCUGGCCCUUACACAACCAUUGACCAAAAUCUAUGAGGUGGAGGCGUCCGCUCACUCUGAUCCAGGUGUUGGACCCUCUGUGUUCUGUGGAGUGGGUCUGACUCUCGGCCUGCUCGGUGUGGCUGCUGGAACCUUCUUCCUCAUCAAAGGAAACGAGUGCAGCUGAUUGGCUCACGGUGAUGAUGUCAUCAUGGUUCUACAAUGAGCUCAUAAUG